Rhinichthys klamathensis goyatoka is the source of this 1506-nucleotide messenger RNA. It is a transcript of the gene sirt6, whose product is annotated as sirtuin 6. The coding region runs from base 114 to 1196 and encodes 360 amino acids. Gene Ontology annotation, molecular function: NAD+ binding. The record is from RefSeq and is a predicted model, not a curated record. Lineage: Eukaryota; Metazoa; Chordata; Actinopteri; Cypriniformes; Leuciscidae. The transcript is spliced from 8 exons.
ACAUUCGUGACGUCACACGGAGGACCAACACACAAAACCGAUUGAACGGAAGGACAGUAAACUCUUGCUUUUACCGACACAUUUUAACUUACCUUUUAAUAAGAAAGUUAGCCAUGUCGGUGAAUUACGCCGCGGGACUUUCUCCAUAUGCGGAUAAAGGCAUCUGCGGCCUCCCGGAGGUGUUUGACAGCCCAGAGGAGUUGAAGACUAAAGUGGAGACACUGGCCCAGUGGAUCAAGGAGUCGCAGUACAUGGUGGUGCAUUCAGGAGCUGGAAUCAGCACGUCCACAGGGAUCCCAGACUUCAGAGGUCCUAACGGAGUGUGGACGAUGGAGGAGAGAGGCGAGACGCCUCACUUUAACACCACGUUUGAGGCGGCGCGUCCCAGCGUGACUCACAUGUCUCUGCUGCAGCUGCAGAGGACAGGACACCUCAAAUACCUCAUCAGCCAGAACGUAGACGGCCUUCACCUGCGCUCCGGCUUCCCCAGGGAUCGAUUGUCGGAGCUGCACGGGAACAUGUUUGUUGAAGAAUGUGAGAAGUGUGGCAAGCAGUAUGUUCGGGACACGGUAACUGGAGUGAUGGGUCUGAAGCCGACCGGACGCUACUGCGAUGUCACACGUUCCAGAGGACUCCGAUCUUGCAGAGGGAAGCUGAUCAGCACUAUAUUGGACUGGGAGGACUCGCUGCCUGACAGAGACCUGAAUAGAGCUGAUGAGGCGUGCAGGCGAGCUGACCUGGCCUUGACCUUGGGUACAUCUCUUCAAAUUAAACCUAGUGGAGAUCUUCCUCUUCUAACCAAACGCACGGGAGGAAAGCUGGUUAUAGUCAACCUUCAGCCUACAAAGCAUGACAAGCACGCCCACCUGUGUAUCCAUGGCUACGUAGAUGAGGUCACGGGUCAGUUGAUGAAGCUGCUGGGAUUGGAUGUUCCUGAGUGGGCGGGGCCGACGCUGUGUGAAAGCUCAGGUGGAGACCUGGACAUCCUCCCCUUCGGAGCCUGGAAAAAGGAAGUAAAGAUCGAGCUGAAGAUAGAGGAAAAUAAACACGCUGUCCCAAAGAAACGAAAGAAGAAAGAGCAGGGUGGCGAGAUAAACUGCAAGAAAGAUGUUAAAGUAGAAGAAGAGACAAAAGAAGGGGGAAAGGAAACUGCGUUAAGUGACUCUCGACCAAUCAAAAGCACAGACGGACAUUGAACAACCCUCUUCUUAGAGAACUAUUACGAUCAGACAGAAAAUCUCAGGAAGUGCGGUCACCAAAUGCCCUGUGUUUACAUCAUGAGGAAAGCCUAGACUCAAACCUGUUAGAUUUCUUGCACACUGAGCAGAAGGAAGUGAUGUCAUAGGGCCAUGAGUGUGUACUAUUACAGCUAGUUAGUGUGUAUGAUUGUGUUUGCCAGCUGAUCUCUGCAGUUAUUCUGGAUAGAGGUUUUGGUGAAUCAUGGUUUUGUACUGUAAAAUAAUGUGAUCUUUUCUAACCUCAAAUAAAUCAGGUUUGUAAAAAUAA